CUAACAUUCAUCUUUUCUUUGGUACAGGUUGGCAAAGAUUCUUUUGGCAAUGAUUAUAUAGAAAACUUAAAACAGAAUGAUAUUUCUACAGAAUUUACAUAUCAGACUAAAGAUGCUGCGACAGGAACUGCUUCUAUAAUUGUCAAUAGUGAAGGCCAGAAUAUCAUCGUUAUAGUGGCUGGAGCAAAUUUACUUUUGAAUACUCAAGACCUGAGGGAAGCAGCCGGCGCCAUUCGCAGAGCCAAAGUAAUGAUCUGCCAGCUAGAAGUAACUCCAACAACUUCUUUAGAAGCCCUGACAAUGGCCCACAGCGAUGGAGUGAAAACAUUGUUCAAUCCAGCCCCUGCCAUUGCUGACCUGGACCCCCGGUUCUACACCCUCUCAGAUGUGUUCUGCUGCAAUGAAAGUGAGGCUGAGAUUCUUACCAGCCUCACAGUCAGCAGCCCUGCAGAUGCCGGGAAGGCUGCGCUGGUGCUCAUGGAGAGGGGCUGCCAGGUCGUGGUCAUCACCUUAGGCGCUGAGGGCUGUGUGGUGGUGUCACAGACAGAACCUGUCCCAAAGCACAUUCCCACCAACAAAGUCAAAGCUGUGGAUACCACGCUAAAAAUGAAACAAAGGGUCUUCAUAAAGAUGUUGGACCCUGUGAUCACCGAGAAAUGGCUCAUCCUCUGCUUCCAGCAUCUGUGUCAGUCACAGCUCCUCUUGCUGUGAGCACCAGGGGCACGGUGCAAGUGAGCUUACAAAGAAAAGGAGUUUUUUUGGUGCACAUAACUGGGAAGUUCAAAGUAUGGCAGAAUACAAAGGCUAACCCAUGUCGAGACUCAUUUGCUCACUCUCCCCACCACCUCUGCUUGCCUUGCAGUGGGCUUUGAGCUCAGGUGGGCCCCCUCCUGGUGGUGCUCCCUGGCAGCUCCCUGCCUGCACUGUGUCCCACAUUAUAGUCCCACCCAACAUGUCCGGUGAAAAUCAAAGAACUCUUACCAGAGGAUGAUAAGUGGAUGCUGGUCAGACAAGAACAACCCAUGCCCACCACAGAAUAUUCAUGUGGAAAUGCAGUGCUUGGACAUGGUACUAAAUGAAGAAACUAGCCUUGGGCAUGUUUAAAUUCGAAUCAGUAGAAAUACUCCGCAAGAGUAAUUUCACGUUGAAGGACUGGAUUUCAUAGAACAUGACAGAUUAUAACUUUGAGCAUCUUAAAUACAAUAAUGGGUAUCAAG
Manis javanica (Malayan pangolin) is the source of this 1217-nucleotide messenger RNA. The record is from RefSeq and is a predicted model, not a curated record. Lineage: Eukaryota; Metazoa; Chordata; Mammalia; Pholidota; Manidae.